AGAAUAGAUCUUCAACUUCUUGAUGCCUCUACAUCAUCUAGUGUCUCUUUUGCAGCUCAACAUCCAAGAAUCUUGUGAGCUCCUUCGUUCUGGAGCCUAAUCCUAUAGAUGAGGUGCAUGCAUGGCCAAUGCUUGACCAUCAAGCAUGUGGCCAUGAUCUAGGCCCAACAUGAUUCAAUAAUCAUUGAUAGAUUAAAUAAUCAUUGUUUGGCAUGUGGCCUUGCCAUAGUUUUCUUCCUUUGUUUUGUUUUUCUGGUUAGACGAUGAUCAGUCAGGAAUCUGGAUCGGAAUUAGAAAAAGCACGAGUACCCUCGUACUCACGAAUUCUUUUCUAUAAAUAUGCGAGACCAUAUAUUGAACAACGUACACACAUGCAAGCCAGCUUUCUCGCUCUUCUUCCUCCCCCAACCUUACGACUUUGAUCUAAAGUCUCUCGUUGUUUUAUUUUCAAAACUAUGGCCACUGAUAAGAUGCUGUUACUUAAUCUGAAAGCAUACCCUCACGGCCAACUCCCUUCUAAAUUUCAUCCCCGUUUUUCGGUUCCGACGGUCAUGAUAAACAGACCAAGCUACUGCACAACGUACAAACGCCAACUUAUACUUACCUGUCCUUCUUCCUCGAACGUCACUCGAUUUGUAAUAGCCAAUACUGUGGCCGCCAGCAGUGAGAUGCUGCUUUCUACAGCAGAGCAACCCAUUUAUGAGGGUGGGAGCGGCGUGUUAACCCCUUUUCAUGCUGACCAAACUACUCUUGAUGCCGGCUCUAGUCUUUUGUUUGUCGUCGAAAACAUUCUUAACCAAGCAGCCCAUAUGGCUGAUACCGCUUUGCUGGGUACUCAGGAUUAUUUGGAGAAGCUGGAUGAAAAGGUGUCGAAAGCUAACUUCAGUCCCCGCCUAUUGUGUACAAUCAAGCAAUUUUUCUCCAUGGAUAAGGAGAUCGUUUUAUCGGAACUAUUGGUCAUGGCUCAAAAAAUCAACGUCACCCUCAACUUGCAAGAGAUGCAGAAAGUUAUACUCUGCAAUAAACAAAUAGAAACACACAAGGAAAUUGUGAAAUCUUUCACCGGAAUGAUUUUUGCUAAGGAUAAUGAUCUGCAGCCUCAUACCGAGUCCGACGGUUCUACGAACAAAAUGCUUAGCAUGGCAACGGCAAAUGAUCCACUUGGGGAUCAGGUGGAACACCCAAAUGUGUUCGCUUUAAGUAGUACCUCGGAUCAAAACCCUGCAUUUCGUCCGCAGCCAAGGGCGGCACCCUUACUUGCAAAAGUACCGGCGAAAAGCGUGUACACUUUCUACUACGCAAGCAUGAACGUAGCAUGGCUCGACGAAUUUUACAAGAAAGCUACUGUUGUGGCUAAUGAUCCGUUCAUAAAGGACAGCAAAAGCCUUACCAUAAAAUUUUGCAGGAUUGGAGACCACUGGAUAGAGAAGCAGGUACAAGUUUUGUCGAAACAAAAGGGCUGGGACAAGGUAUGCCCAAAGUUUUUGCAUAACGAUCAGUACUCUAGCCAUACUGGACACUUUGCGCUGCUCAAAAACAACUCUGAUGUGGUUCUUCAAGGUCGUGGCACAAAGAUUCUGAAAGCCUUAGGGGACUUUCAAGAACAAUGGAGGAAGAACUUGCCAUCUCGUAACUUCGAAAAAAGUCUCGUGGACCACUAUAAUAAGCUCCCUUAAGCUAAUAUAUUGUAUGUGUAACGCUCCAAUAAAUUAAGCACAUGCAUACAUAUAUGCAUCUUGAUCGAUUACGAUGGUAAUCUGAUUUUAAUAUUUUGAAAAGUAUUUCAAAUAUGUAGUAAUGGUUUAGUGUUUGUGUUGUAAUAACAGGGGAAGCCUCGCGCAUCCUCUUAACGCACGAAACUUUGCUAGCAAGCACGCUGAUUUAAUUAGUUUCGAAUAAUUUUACUCUUUAA
Messenger RNA from Juglans microcarpa x Juglans regia, 1912 nucleotides. RefSeq lists its product as uncharacterized. The record is from RefSeq and is a predicted model, not a curated record. The coding region runs from base 456 to 1676 and encodes 406 amino acids. NCBI's taxonomy places the organism in Eukaryota, Viridiplantae, Streptophyta, Magnoliopsida, Fagales, Juglandaceae. The transcript is spliced from 6 exons.